AUGGACACCGGACAAAGCCUCAAAGGUUUGCCCCCAGCUGUACCCUCGGGGGGCCCCCCUGGGGGCCCCCCAGGGGCCCCCCACGGCGGAGCAGCUGAGGGCUUUAACAGGCCUUGGUAUGUGCCUUUAGAGUUGCUGCAGCAGCAGCAGCAGCUGCUGCAGCUGCAGCAGCAGCUGCAGCAGCAGCAGCAGCAGCAGCGCCAGCAGAACACGCCGCAGCUCCAGCCCGAAGCGCCCUUCGCUGCGCUCGGACAGCAGCAGCAGCUCCUGCAGCAGCAGUUGCUGCAGCAGCAACUGCUGCAGCAGCAGCUCCUGCAGCAGCAGCAGCAGCACACGCAGUCCCCCCCACAGCAGCAGCCAACGAACAACCAGCAGCAGCAGCUGCUGCUGCAGCUCCAGCAUCUGCAGCAGCAGCAGCUCCAGCAGCAGCAGCUGCAGCAUCAACAAGUGCAGCAGCAGCAAGUGCCGCAGCCCGGGUGCCCUCUUCCGCCUUCCGAGCUGCAGCAGCAGCCGUUGCUGCAGCAGCACCAGAUGCUGCAGCAGCUGCAGCAGCAGCAGCAGCAGGAGCAACAGCAACAGCACAAGCGGGCAAGUCGCGGGAGGAAGCCCCAGAGGACAAGGCAGCAGCAGCAGCAGCAGCAGCAAGAGAGCAUCUACAAGAGGACUUAUGCUGGCAGCAACAGACGCGCAAGAGCAGCAGAUGCUGCAGCAAGUGCAGCAGCAGCUGCUGCAGCAGCAGCAGCAGGAGCAAGCGAGGCAGCAGCUUGUGCAGCAGCAACGGCAGGCGAGGCGACCUUCGGAGCAGCAGCAGCAGCAGGAGAAGCAGCAGCAGCUGGCAGCAACAGCGCCUCUGCUGCUUCUUUCAUUGGGGGCGGGGCUAGCGAGCACGCAGCAGCAGCAGCAGCAGCAGCAGCAGCAACAGCAGCAGGCCCUCCUGCUGCAGACUCAGCAGCAGCAGCAGCAGCCGAAGGAAGCUCCCUCGAGAGCGACCGAGGCUCCCUGGGUUUGCUGCCGCAGCUGCCGCUGGGCGAAGAUGCUGCUGCUGCAGCAACAGCAGCAGCAGCGCAGCAAGCAGCAGCAGCAGCAGCAGCAGCAGCAGCAGCACUGCCACGCUGGCGCCUCCGCCCUGUCAAGAAGCGCAGCAGCUUGCGGCUGCUGCCUUUGAAUGAAAGAAAGGAAUGGCAGGCCCCGGAGCUGCGGCAGUAUCUCAGGGAGCGGGACGUGCGGGCCUAUGCGCUGUGGCAGCAAGCAGUGCAGCGCGUGCUGGAGGAGGGGGGGAGGGAAGCAGCAGCAGCAGCAGCAGCAGCAGCAGCAACAGGCCAGCUCAAUGCCCUCAGCAACAAGAAAAGCAGAAAAAGCGGCAAAGAAUCCAUUCUCGAGCCCCCGAAGAAGCUGCUGCGUCACGAGCCGUUUGAUGAGCAGCUGGCAAUGCAGCACUACCAGAUGCUGCAGCAGCAGCAGCAGCAGCAGCAGCAAGAAGGGUCCUCACCUGUGAAGUCAGAGGACAGCAGCAGCAGCAGCAACAGCAGCAGCAGCAGCAGCGGCCCUGCUGCUGCGUCUGCGGGCGAAGCAGCAGCAGCGGAAACUGGAAGAGCAGCAGCAGCAGCAGGAGCAAUAACAGCAACAGCAGCAGCAGCAGCAGCAGCUCGCGGGUUUUCAGAAGCAGCAAAAGAGGAAGAUGAUGACGCACCGGACCAGCCAAUCUAUGGAUUGGAGCCCUACGACUCCUCUUUGGAAGAAGAAGAAGAAGCAAAACUUCCAGAUGUUUAUCCUUCAGGAAUUCAGCGGCGAAAAGAUGACGCUUCAGUUGACCCUAAGGUAAACCACCACAUGUUUUUGCUGCUGCGAUUUUUGGAUUUGUUCGCCCCCCACAUCGGCUUGGAGGACUGGAGCUUCGAGGCGGUUCAUGACUUGGUGGUUAAGAGAGAACUAAAUGAAUUUGGAGCUCGCUUUUUCUCGCGACUCACCGCUCUUAUCGGCCGUCGCUACACUCCAGGGAACAACCUGUCUAAAUGUCUUUGCAAAAUAAUGGAAGACCGCUCGGCAAUGGACUUUAACUUUUUAUUUCCUCUCGGAAUAAAUCCUUUUUUGGUUCGCGUGUGGGAAGACGUGAAGCCUUACCAGGAGGACCAAGCGGAGGGCACCCUGGAGAUUGUUGCGGAAACCCUAGAGCAGCUGGAAGCUCUUGCUGAAGCUGAGGAGGCAAAAGACCCCCCAGAUGAAUUCUUCCCUUCUCUCUUGAGAGAGAAGCACAGCGACCUUCGUGCUGCUGCUGAAGCUGCUGCUGCUGCUGCUGCAGCGCAGCGGGAGCUGGAGCAGCAGCAGCAGCUGCUGCGGCAGCAGCAGCAACAACAGAAAGCUGAAACUGAAGGUGACAGCACCCAACCAGAGAACGCAGCAGACGCAAACCACAGCGACGCGCCCAUCGAGCAACAGCUAGAGGCCUGCGCGCCCUUGGGGGAUGGCGAAGGCGGUGCUUCUGAGCUAUCGACAGCAGCAGCAGCAGCAGCAGCAGCAGCGCAGCAGCAGCUGCUGCUGCGGUCUCGGCUCUGCAGCAGCCCCCUUACUGCUUCUCCCUUGAUGCCUUUCUCGCCGCCGCUGCAGCAGCAGCAGCGCUCGGGAGCUCUUGCUGCUGCUGCUGCUGCUGCUGCUUGCCCCAUUAUCUCAGCAGCAGCAGCACCCAGUGCUUUGGUGGCGCUGCUGCACCUGGCUCUUACGACGCUGCCGCCGCAGCAGCAGCAGCAGCGGCAGCAGCAGCAGCACAAAGCAGCAAUGAUGGCUGAGACUGAAGACUCGCAGCAGCAGCAGCAGCAGCAGCAGAAGGGGGAGGACGACAGCUAUGACUUGCAGUUGCGCAUGCAGCCGACGCAGCAGCAGCAAACGCAGCAGCAGCAGCAGCAGCAGCAGCAGCACAGGUCGCUGUCUGCAGCAGAAGCAGCAGAACUGCAGAAGCAUGCAAACUUGCUUCUAGAUGUGCAGCAGUCGCUGCUGCUGCUUAAGAAAUUGGACGAAGCGCAGCAGCAGCACCAGCAGCAGCAGCAGCAGCAGCAGCAGCAGCAGCAGCAACACAAGGGAGAGGACGAGGAAUUGCGCGUCCAGGCGGUAAUGGAGUUUUACGGAGUGUUGAGAGAGAAGUGGAAAGAGGCAGCAGCAGCAGCAGCAGCAGCGGCAGCUAUUGGUCCGCAGCUACUGCAAGAAGCAGAUAAAACAUUCAGUCUUUUUCGUGCUGCACCGCAGCAGCAGCAGCAGCAGCAGCAACAACGACAGCAGCAGCAAGAGCAGCUAGACGAGACGCAGCAGCAGCAGCAGCAGCAGCAGCAGCAACAGCAACAGCGCAAUCCCACUUUUGAGGAGGGCCGCAAGCUGCCCCUCACGCCGGAAGCAGCUGCUGCUGCUACGGCUCCCGCUGCUGCUGCAGCAGACUAG
This is a messenger RNA of Eimeria necatrix, 3426 nucleotides long. RefSeq lists its product as hypothetical. Gene Ontology annotation, cellular component: nucleus. The transcript has 12 exons. The coding region runs from base 1 to 3426 and encodes 1141 amino acids. Lineage: Eukaryota; Apicomplexa; Conoidasida; Eucoccidiorida; Eimeriidae. The record is from RefSeq and is a predicted model, not a curated record. Gene Ontology annotation, molecular function: transcription cis-regulatory region binding. Gene Ontology annotation, biological process: regulation of transcription by RNA polymerase II.